AUGGCAACGAAAACCCAUAAGACGUGGCAGGAGGAGCUCGCUGCUGAAUGUCGCAAACAGCGACUGCCCACACCUCAGUUCAACAUUGUCUCUGAUCGUCGAGGUGGCCGCACAGCCUGGUCGGCUACAGUCACAAUCCGAGGUGAGAACCUUGCAGCCAGAUACUGGUACGACGGACAAUACCUCAACAACGCGAAAGAAGAUGCUGCCGAGGUGGCUUGCACGAAACUGCGCAAUCCUUCGAUCACCGCCGGCCAGUCAACAGUUUACCGCGCUCAGUCUGGCUACGGUGGCCCCUGGGCACGCUAA
Molecule: messenger RNA, 309 nt
Organism: Cladophialophora yegresii CBS 114405
Lineage: Eukaryota; Fungi; Ascomycota; Eurotiomycetes; Chaetothyriales; Herpotrichiellaceae
Exons: 3
Coding region: 1-309 (102 amino acids)
Source: RefSeq, a predicted model, not a curated record